UGACGCAGCAGAUAGUCGUUGUUAAUUGUCUCAUUGCAAACAAACACACAUAUUUUAUUUUAUAUAGUUAUUAAACAAAUAAGAAAAUUAUAAAUGAAUUUCACUUACACUGUUAACAUUGUAUUGAUAUGUCUUGUGCACUCAACAGUUGCUAAUAGAAUGGCGGCAUUAAAAACAAAAUUAAAAUUUCCCUACGAAAUUUCUCUACUCGAUGAGAAAACCAACAAGGAACUAUUAAAAUAUUUUCAUGGCGAAAAGAAUGGUUUUGUACAAGUUGGUCCUGAGAAGUAUUUCUUCCCACUUAAAUAUAAGCAAGAAGCUGAAUCUUAUUAUAAUUUCCAAGCACGCCCCAAUGAUAUUUGGGUAGUUACUUUUCCUCGUUCCGGUACUACUUGGACUCAGGAAUUGGUUUGGUUGUUGGCAAAUAAUUUGGAUUUUGCAAAGGCAAAAAGUCUUCCGUUAACACAAAGAUUUCCGUUUUUUGAAUUCCAUUUGUUUAUGCAUCCCGCUAUUAAGGAAGAACUUUUAAAGGAAAAUGCUUACAGUAAAGAAAAUCAAGAAUUUAUAGAAACCAUAUCAGUACCGGGUUAUAAGCUUUUUUCGGACAUGCCAAAUACACAAAGACGUUUUAUUAAAUCACAUUUUCCUUUCUCUUUAUUGUCGCCCAGUAUCGAGGAACAAAAAAGUAAGAUCAUUUAUGUAGCCCGACGACCCAAAGAUGUGGCAGUUUCUUUUUAUCAUCUCAAUCGUUUAUUUCGUACUCAGGGUUAUGUAGGUGAUUUCGAACGUUAUUGGGGAUAUUUUGAAAAGAGUCUAAAUCCCUGGAUGCCCUACUACAGCCACCUAAAAGAAGCGCAACAACACAAAAACGACACUAAUGUUUUGUAUCUUCAAUACGAGGAUAUGGUGGAAAAUCUUGAAGAUUCUAUUAAAAGAAUUGCUAACUUUUUGGAAUGCCCUCUUGACGAGUCUAAAAUGCCCCUGUUGUUGGAUCAUUUAAAUAUUUCAAAUUUCCGUAAUAAUACUGCUGUAAAUAGUCAAGAAUUAAGUGAUGUGGGAGUACUGAAUAAAUCACAAGAUGGUUUUGUAAGAAAAGGUGUAGUGGGCGGUUCGGAUAAUGAAUUUCGGAAGGUGCCAGGUCUAUUGGAGAAAGCCGAAAAAUGGAUAGCAGAAAAUGAAAGUAAAUUAUUGCAGGAGAUGAAGAAAUGAAACAAUAUAAAAAAUAACGAAUAAUUUAAAUAAUUUUAAUAAAAUGGUGAAUGAUGCAAUAAAAUAUAAAAUGUAAAUGCU
Lucilia cuprina (Australian sheep blowfly) is the source of this 1290-nucleotide messenger RNA. Its product is annotated as sulfotransferase 1C4. The transcript has 5 exons. NCBI's taxonomy places the organism in Eukaryota, Metazoa, Arthropoda, Insecta, Diptera, Calliphoridae. Gene Ontology annotation, molecular function: sulfotransferase activity. Bases 94 to 1209 code for a protein of 371 amino acids. The record is from RefSeq and is a predicted model, not a curated record. Gene Ontology annotation, biological process: sulfation. Gene Ontology annotation, cellular component: cytoplasm.